Molecule: messenger RNA, 1971 nt
Organism: Vicia villosa (hairy vetch)
Lineage: Eukaryota; Viridiplantae; Streptophyta; Magnoliopsida; Fabales; Fabaceae
Exons: 3
Coding region: 1-1971 (656 amino acids)
Molecular function (GO): zinc ion binding
Source: RefSeq, a predicted model, not a curated record
AUGAGUAGUGAUUAUUCAGAUGAGGGUGAGAAGGCUAAGCAUCCAUCAUUUGUUGCUCCUAAGAAUUUUAAUGACUAUAAGUGGGUCUUAGGAACAUUAUUUUCAACAAAGGAGGAUUUUAAAGAAGCUGUUGCAAGUUAUGCUGUCCACAAUGGUAGGGAUUUAAGGUUUGUCCAGAAUGACAAAACAAAGGUAAGAGUGGGCUGCAAGGAAGGAUGUGGAUGGGUUUCUUUGUGUUCUAAAUUGCCUAAUGAGGAUACAUGGCAAUUGAGAACAUUAAAUGACAACCACACCUGUAAUAGAGAGUUCAAUGUAAGGAUGUUUAACACCAACUGGCUUGGAAAGAAGUUAUACUCAACUGUUAGAAUUAACCCUCAUGUGAAGUUAACUGCUAUAUGUGAGAAAGUGCAUGAGAAAUGGAAUGCUGGUAUGAAUAGGAUGAAGGCUUAUAGGGCAAGGAAGGUAGCACUCAACAUUGUUGAAGGUUCAUUCAAAGAGCAAUAUAGAAGACUAUAUGACUACACACAUGAGCUGUUAAAGUCUAACCCAAACAACACCAUCAAGUUGAAUGUACAAGCAACUGAACAACAACCUGAAGAACAUGUUAGCAGACCACUACUUCCAAGCUUUCAUAGAUUGUACAUGUGUCUGGAUGCUUGCAAGAAAAGUUUUCGUAUUUGUAGACCAAUAAUUGGAGUUGAUGGAUGUUUUCUAAAGGGUAAUUAUGGAGGUCAGAUACUUGGGCUGUUACCUGCACUAGAGGAAUUGUUACCUGGCGUUGACCAGAGAUUUUGUGUAAGACAUUUGUACAGUAACUUUAGAAAGAAGUUUCCAGGAAAACAAUUGAAGGAAAUCAUGUGGAGGGCAGCCAAGGCAACAUAUCCCCAAGCUUGGGAAAGGGAAAUGAGGGAAAUGAGGAAGGUUAAUGAGGAGGCCUACAAACAUUUGUUGAACGUCCCCCCAAGAUUUUGGAGUAAGUCUAUGUUUAAGUAUAAUACCAAAAGUGAUGUCUUAGUCAACAAUAUGUCUGAGACCUUUAAUAGUGUUAUAUUGGGUGCAAGACAAAAGCCUAUUGUAACAAUGUUAGAGGAAAUCAGAGGGUACCUAAUGGAUAGAUGGGCAACUAACCGGGCAAAGAUAGAGGAUUACAAUGAAUCUGUAUUACCAAGAAUUAAGAAGGGACUUGAAAGAAGACAAGAAAUCUCAAGGUUCUUUAUAGCAAGGUUGUCAGGUGACAUGAUUUAUGAAGUGAGACAUACAAAUAUGACUGGAGAAAAAUACACAGUUGAUCUAAAGAAGUUUGAGUGCUCUUGUAGGAGUUGGAUGCUCACUGGCAUUCCUUGCUAUCAUGCAAUUACUUGCAUCCAAAGUAGAUCUGAAAGCCCAACUGACUACAUUCCCUCCUUAUAUAGAAAGGAUACUUACCAGGCUUGCUACCAACCAUUGAUUUAUCCAACAAAUGGGGAAAACUUAUGGGAGUUGACACCAUAUCCGGAUAUACUUCCACCACCAACCAGAAGAGCACCAGGUAGGCCAAAAAGAAGGAGAAACAAGGAUGCUGAUGAAAAGAGGAAUGAUGCAACACAUGUUUCAAGAAAGGGGCUGCCAAACAAGUGCUCAGUAUGUGGUAUGUCUGAACACAACAAAGCAUCUUGUCCAGCUGCUCCAAGGCAAUCCCAAACUGCCACCUAUGUGGAAUCCCAAACUGCCACUAAUGUUGAAUCACAAACUGCCACCAAUGUGGAAUCACAGACUGUCCAAUCUCAACCAAUCCAAAGAAUGCAAACAAGACAGUCAUCUCUAAGCCAGCCCCAAGUUGGUGAAGCCCCAACAACAAGAGUCCAAACACGACAAACCAUCACAAUUGCUCAGUUGCUUGCAAUGAGAAGGGCAAGACAAGGACCAACUGCUGCAUUUCAGCCACCAACAAGCCAAAGACCAAAGCUGGCCAUAAAGAGAAAGGGAAAAUAG